This is a messenger RNA of Pyrus x bretschneideri (Chinese white pear), 614 nucleotides long. RefSeq names its product probable small nuclear ribonucleoprotein F. Gene Ontology annotation, biological process: mRNA splicing, via spliceosome; spliceosomal snRNP assembly. NCBI's taxonomy places the organism in Eukaryota, Viridiplantae, Streptophyta, Magnoliopsida, Rosales, Rosaceae. Gene Ontology annotation, molecular function: RNA binding. The transcript has 5 exons. The record is from RefSeq and is a predicted model, not a curated record. Bases 133 to 399 code for a protein of 88 amino acids. Gene Ontology annotation, cellular component: U1 snRNP; catalytic step 2 spliceosome.
AAGAAAUCGCAGUCCAAAUCUUUAAAUGCUAAAAAAAAAAAAAGUUGUCUAAACCCUAAAACCCCCGUUGAGUGAAGAGAAAAACUUCAUCUUUCAGCUUUAGCUUCCCUGAAGCUCUCCUCUCUCUCGCCAAUGGCGACAAUACCAGUUAACCCCAAACCUUUCUUGAACAAUCUGACUGGAAAGACUGUCAUUGUGAAACUUAAAUGGGGAAUGGAGUACAAAGGCUUCCUUGUCUCAACAGAUGCCUAUAUGAACUUGCAGCUGGCCAACACCGAAGAAUAUAUUGAUGGACAAUCCACUGGAAAUCUGGGAGAGAUUUUGAUCAGGUGUAACAACGUUCUGUAUCUUCGUGGGGUGCCAGAGGAUGAAGAAAUUGAAGACGCUGAACGGGACUGAGACGAGCAGUAAGGUUUGGUUAUGAAAACAGAUAUUUAAGUAAUCAAGAUUUUAUCUCUGCUAUUGUUGUUUAGGUGCAUUGUAUGGAGUGGUAAUGCCGGAUGUUUGAUUUUUGACAUAUGGUUCGUAAAAGUUGAAUGAACCAUUCGUUUCAUGUAACAAGGCUCGUAUCGUUGGAAGUUGGAAAUGAAAAACCUUUUUAGUGAUUUACUGCA